Messenger RNA from Strongylus vulgaris, 717 nucleotides. The record is from the annotation of a GenBank genome assembly. Lineage: Eukaryota; Metazoa; Nematoda; Chromadorea; Rhabditida; Strongylidae.
UCUAAUCUUCUUGGAUUUAUACGAAUUCUUUUAUAUUUACAGAUCUGCACAAAACUAGCUGAAGAUCGUACUCUUCUACACUUCUUUUUCUCUUGUACUGAUGGAGCAGAUCAGUUUAUUGUUUUUUCACUGCUUAUUCCAUUCUUAUAUGAACAGAAUGACGUGGGACAACUUGCUCGCGAUGCUCUACUGCUCAUUCUUUCCGUCUCUGCAAAACAUGAACAUAUUGCAGAGUUUGUUGCCUACAAGAGUGCCUUUUGCCCUGUUGUGGCCACAGGCCUUUCUGGGUGUUUCUCUCAACUGGGUCGUAUCCUAACCGGUGAUGGAGCGGAAAGAAUUGUACCCGAACAUGCAGCUGAAUCGCUUGCUAAUUUUCACUCAUCGCUCCUUUUCUGUAACGCUGUGGUUCAGGCUGCACACCCAUCCGUGGUUGAACAGAUCUGCAAUUUCUUCUACUCUGGUUUUCUCAUAUCCGUUGUAAAACCAGCGCUGUUACAAGAAGAACAGGAGGGAGUAGCAGCAGCCACGGUGUAUCUACAAUUAUGUGUAGAAACCGUCACAGAAGCACCAUUGCUUCGAACAAUAAUCAGAAUGCUGUUGCUUGAAGUGGAUGAAGAUCGUCAAGCACUUGUUGAUGUGAUUGUACGACGAAUAGCCAAUGGAGACAAGGUUUACUUGGAUUUUUUGAAAUGUUUCCAUCUUCAAAACCUUUUUUAA